Molecule: messenger RNA, 2076 nt
Organism: Penicillium angulare
Lineage: Eukaryota; Fungi; Ascomycota; Eurotiomycetes; Eurotiales; Aspergillaceae
Product: protein kinase IKS1
Exons: 2
Coding region: 1-2076 (691 amino acids)
Biological process (GO): protein phosphorylation
Molecular function (GO): protein kinase activity; ATP binding
Source: RefSeq, a predicted model, not a curated record
AUGCCGGACGAAAUGUCUAUGAUCCCGUACAGUGCGGGUAGUCUUGAUGUGGUGCUCCGACAUAACGACUCGGUGGUUGUCUAUGAUCAUGACUCCCAACAGCUAGUUCUCCGCAGCACAGCUGACACCCAUGUGAACGAUGUCGAGCUUACAAACUGCCCACUCUGUCACCAUCCCAUGAGAGACAGCAGCAGGGGCCGUCAUAAUAGCAACAAUGCCGAUACCGAUGACGAAUUCAUCAACCCAAAUUACUUUCGCAUGCUCGAUAAUAGCCUCCCGAGCUCCGCAAGCUCCUCGACCCCCCCUUCCCCGCGCCGUCGUCUCGUUCAACCUGCUCUUCCAGAUAGAGCAAUCGGUCUAGGUCCUACGAGUGCCCCGUCGGGCACUCCUCAUCCUUCUCAUCACCAAACCACAUCUCAAGGGAUCUCCUCUGCAGCGUUCAGUCAGGACUAUUUUAAGAAGUUUUUUGUGGAAGAAAAAGUAUUAGGAAAGGGCGGAAAGGGCGUUGUCUUGCUCGUUAAACAUGUUUUGGAUGGUGUUUCUCUUGGUCAAUAUGCAUGCAAGCGUGUGCCCGUCGGCGACGACCACGAAUGGCUAGAGAAAGUAUUGGGCGAAGUCCAAUUAUUACAGCAUCUGUCCAAUCAGAACUUGGUCUCCUAUCGUCACGUCUGGUUGGAAAAUGCUAAGAUCAAUGUAUUCGGGCCCAGCGUGCCAUGUGCCUUCAUUCUGCAACAGUAUUGCAAUGCCGGUGAUCUGCACAACUAUCUUUGCGGUUCUGUCCAAACAUCAACUACCGCGCAGCAGCUAAAGGCACGUCUUCGGCGAAAAUCAAAAGGAGAACCCGAUGUAGACCCGAUUGGACCUCGCACGCUGCAGCUGGAUGAAAUUUACUCUUUCUUUCGAGAUAUAACAUCCGGACUGCGUCAUUUACACACCAAUGGGUACAUACACCGUGAUUUGAAACCACAGAAUUGUCUUCUACACGAAACAGCAGACGGAAUUCGGGUUCUAGUAAGCGACUUCGGUGAAGUGCAAGGCCAAGAUGCGAUGCGGAAGUCAACAGGCGCAACGGGGACAUUAUCAUAUUGUGCCCCCGAAGUUCUUCGGCGUGAAUAUCCAGAUGGUCCAUUCGGUAAUUUCACAUUCAAGUCCGACAUUUUCUCAUUGGGGAUGAUUCUCUAUUUUCUCUGCUUUGCGGAACUUCCAUAUGCAAGUGCCGAUGUUAUCAAUGAAGAAAAAGAAGAUUUGGACCAACUUCGUGACGAGAUUACCAGCUGGACUGGUUUCGAUCAAGUUCGAAGGAAGCGACCCGACCUCCCAGAGAAGCUCUAUACUUUCUUAGAAAGAUUACUUGCAGUGGAUCCCAGUCGAAGACCCACGGCAGACGAUGUUUUAAGUGGUAUUCAAGCAGGCGCAAAUACCAACGAAUUCCGCUUUAAACGGACCAGCUCUGCCACUUCUGACAUGCCCAUUGGAGCGAGAGUUCGGUCCGUUGAUAGCCCUCAACCAUCUGCGGAUAGAAGAGCCCUCUCCCCAGCCAAGAAAAUGCCUCGCAGUCCUGUUCCAUUCAGGCGUGACUCAAUGUUUGAUUCCAGUGGACCGGGGGACAGCUCGAAUUCUGGAUCGGACGUUAUAGACACCCGACCAUCUUUAAGCCCUGAUCGAGAUAUCGUUGUGCGUCCCAAGUAUUCUGCCUCGCCACCUAUAUCUCCUACAAGACACAGCCAUGACGAAACCAUUCAUAAUCAUGAAUCCCCGCCAAUCCCUCGCCAACAACUUCUUCCUCCGCCUCCAAGCCGCUUCCCAUCUUUGGAUUUCCUGGUGGCUUCCACCUCUUCGCCUGGUUUACAGUUCGGCCUUUUCCUUCUCAAAAUUGUGUCCGUUAUCCAUCCAUGUUCGCCUCUCUCGGCUAAGCCAUGGAUUCUGUAUCCCCUUCUCCUCCUCGCCGCGGUGUCACUCGGUAUCAAUGACCUUCGCGUACAGGGCCUCAUCGCCAUUACCCAUAUGCUUGUUGUCGGGGCAGCUCUGCGCCUGGGUGUGCUUUGUGUCUGGCGUGACACCUCGUUCGACAUAUAA